Molecule: messenger RNA, 839 nt
Organism: Hippopotamus amphibius kiboko
Lineage: Eukaryota; Metazoa; Chordata; Mammalia; Artiodactyla; Hippopotamidae
Gene: GCHFR
Product: GTP cyclohydrolase I feedback regulator
Exons: 3
Coding region: 181-450 (89 amino acids)
Biological process (GO): negative regulation of biosynthetic process
Cellular component (GO): nucleus; cytoplasm
Molecular function (GO): GTP cyclohydrolase binding
Source: RefSeq, a predicted model, not a curated record
AGAGAAGAAAGAACCCUGAGAGCCGCUGGGGUUAGAGGUGGGAGAACACCAUUCAACAGUCGGAAACCACGCCCCUUUCCCUGGGCGCAGUUUCCUCUGGAAAAAGAAGAUGCUGGCUGCUCCGUGAGUCCCCUUUUGGCUUCGGAAUAAUAUGACUGGGUCCUCAAUCUGGGUAGCAGGAUGCUUCUCUGCGCCUUCCCACUCCCCAAUGCUUGGGAGAUCCAUCAGAAGGAGGUGGGCCCCACCAUGGUGGGUGAUGAGCACUCCGAUCCAGAACUGAUGCGGCAUCUGGGGGCCUCAAAAAGAAGCGUCCUGGGAAACAACUUUUGGGAGUACUACGUCAAUGACCCUCCUCGAAUAGUGCUGGACAAGCUGGAGCGCAAGGGCUUCCGUGUGCUGAGCAUGACAGGGGUGGGCCAGACACUGGUGUGGUGUCUGCACAAGGAGUGACCCUCCCACACUAAGGAGCAGCAGUCACCCCUUCUUUGGAGCGGUUGCCAUGGGCCCUGACCCCAAGAUCCUGCCUCACUCACCGGCCUGUCCUUUCUUCCCAAAUCGUCAUUUUCCUCCACCCAGUACCACCGGGCAAUGAAUGGCUUUCUCUGAAACCUGCCUCAGCCAGUGGGGGGAGGACAGGGCCCCUGGCCCUGGUGCUCCCAGCUGCCCCUCCAGCUUCAGGCCUGGCGCGGGCCCUGGAGGACGCUGUGUUCUGUGGCAGGCUGAGGGGCAGGCUCCCUGGCAGGGAGCUGGGUGCCCCCGCAGAGCAUGGCUCCAGGACUGGGCGGGUGGGUCCUGCGUAGCCAGUCCAAGCCAAUAAACGGCUGUAAUGAGUGGUUGCU